AUGUCCAUCAGUUGACUCACUUUGAAGACCACUCCCAGGUUAUCUCCCACCCUUACUCGCUUUGUACUAUAAAGGCACCCAUGAUUAAAAAAGAAAGAACACAGGCAAGAAGAAAGACCCAUCCUGCCAUUUUGGACAUUAUUUCUGAAAAGCAAGUUGGACAUUAAGGCUAUACCAUGACAUCUGUCAUUGUGGUUAUUGCAACAAUUAUGGGAUGUGUCAUCUUUACUGUGGACGUCACAAAUGGUGCUUCAGUACGAAUGUCCUGUCCACCUGGCUGGUUCUUUUAUAGAUCCCAUUGCUAUGCUGUGAGUAAGAACCCUGCUUCUUGGGCUGAUGCAGAGUAUGACUGUGUCAGUUAUGGGCACGGGGCGCACUUGGCUUCUAUCAUGGAUGAUUCAGAAGCUGCGAUCAUUGCGAGUCAUGUUUCAGCCAAUCAAGAUGCAGAAGGCGUAUGGAUUGGACUUCAUGAUCCUGAGAAGAAUGGUCGCUGGAAGUGGACAGAUGGUUCUAUGUUCAAUUACGCUGCCUGGAAAACGGGCGUGCCAGACAAUGCCAAAGGAAAAGAGUUCUGUGUUGUUCUUGUUACUGGUUCCAAGUAUAAGAAAUGGAAUGAUGUUGGAUGCGGUCCAGUUCGUAACUAUGUCUGUAAAUUCAAGCCCUGAUUCUCCUCCACAAUUUUCUUCUUACACAAAGUUUUAUCGUUCACUUGCAGUAAACUAAAUUUAUAAUAUAUAUAUAUAAAAUCACAUAUGCCUGUGUAAUCACUACUUUCCAAGCCUGUGUAUUUUUGUAGUAGGUGAUCAUUGAGGGAUUUAGGAAGGAUAUCCACAGCUUUUUAAAAAAUAAAGAGCUAGAUAGAAGAUAGAUUGAAGAGGUGGGAGUUUUAAUAAAUGUAGAUAGAAGAGGAUGGAGUUAGGUUGAAGGAUGAAUGACGAGAAAGGAGGUAUAUAGAAGAUAGAUUGAAGAGGAGGGAGGUAUAUAGAAGAUAGAUUGAA
Pelobates fuscus (common spadefoot toad) is the source of this 998-nucleotide messenger RNA. RefSeq names its product regenerating islet-derived protein 4-like. The record is from RefSeq and is a predicted model, not a curated record. Bases 177 to 665 code for a protein of 162 amino acids. Gene Ontology annotation, molecular function: signaling receptor activity. The transcript is spliced from 5 exons. Lineage: Eukaryota; Metazoa; Chordata; Amphibia; Anura; Pelobatidae.